Messenger RNA from Lutzomyia longipalpis, 1618 nucleotides. RefSeq names its product protoporphyrinogen oxidase (gene Ppox). Gene Ontology annotation, cellular component: mitochondrial inner membrane. NCBI's taxonomy places the organism in Eukaryota, Metazoa, Arthropoda, Insecta, Diptera, Psychodidae. Gene Ontology annotation, biological process: heme biosynthetic process. The transcript is spliced from 2 exons. The record is from RefSeq and is a predicted model, not a curated record. Gene Ontology annotation, molecular function: protoporphyrinogen oxidase activity, oxygen as acceptor. Bases 119 to 1549 code for a protein of 476 amino acids.
AACCUCAAUUUUCUUGUAAUCAAAAUAAAAAGAAAACACACAGUCAUGUCGAAAAAUAAUCAUUAAUUAGGGAAUUAACUGAUUAAAUAAGGAAAUCAAACAAAUAGAGUGCUCAAAAAUGCCGAGUAUUCUUGGUGGUGGUCUUUCCGGGCUCUCUGCAGCUUUCUAUUUGCUCCAGAAGGGUGUUUCCGGGAGGCAAAUUCAGCUCUUUGAAGCUUCAGCACGGUAUGGAGGAUGGAUUAAAUCAGUGCAGCAGAAAGGUGGUGAAUUUAUCUUUGAAUGUGGGCCACGAACAAUCCGUCCUGUUGGGGAGAGUGGUAGAAAUACCCUCGCACUGCUGGAGGCUCUCAAACUCGAGCAGGAGAUUGUGCCUAUUCUGAAGAGCUCACCAGCUGCCAGAAGACGAAUGAUCUAUGUGAAUGGUCAGCUGCAUGUUCUUCCCUCUAGUCUGAUGGGCGCUCUCAAGAAACAAUCCCCAUUCUCACGUCCUCUUGUCGCUGCCCUCUUUCACGAUAUCCGUACCGGCAAAUCCUCUGAACUUCUUGAAGAUGAAUCAAUGUAUAGCUUUGUGCAUCGGAGGUUUGGCCAGGAGAUUGCUGAUUAUGCAAUAAGUCCCAUGAUAUGUGGAAUUUGUGCUGGGAAUGCUAAAGAAAUAUCCGUAAAGUUUCUCAUGAAGGAUUUAUUUGCAAAGGAGCAGCAGUAUGGAGGUGUUGUGCGAGGAAUGCUGGGCAGUGCUCUUAGCUCAAAGAAUAAGAAAACCAACCAGGAUGCAUCGAAGCUGGCUCAAAGAGCAAAAACAGAGAAAUGGUCAAUUUAUAGCCUCAAAGGAGGCCUGGAAACUCUUCCAAAAACCCUUUUCCAACAUCUCAACGAGAACUAUGUUAAGAUAACUCCCAAUUCUGAAUGUAUCAGCAUGAAUUUUGGCAAGAAUGGGGUUGAUUUACAAUUCAGAGACAGCACAGAAGCUACAGAAUCCGUUGUAGCUGCCUUACCGAGCUACAAACUCUCUGAAAUUGUAAAGCAACAGCAUCCAAUGCUCAGUGAAAUGCUCUCUGGGAUCCCCUAUGUGGAUGUUGGAGUUGUUAAUGUUCAAUAUUCCUCUCCUGACGUUCUCAAGGAGCAAGGAUUUGGCUUCUUGGCAGCUCCUUUGGAAAAAAUUCCCAUUUUGGGAGUAAUUUUCGACAGUUGCUGCUUUGAUACGAAGCCCAACACGGUGCUAACGGUCAUGAUGGGAGGUCACUGGUUUAGGGAAUACUUUGGAGAAUCCCCCAAAGAAGGAGAUCUCCUGGCUACGGCACAAAAGUACCUAAAAGAGAUUUUAAAAAUCCAAGAAAGUCCCACUGAAUCCCGCGUAAAUAUCCUCCGGAAGUGCAUUCCUCAAUACAUUGUGGGGCAUCAUGCUCGUGUAGAGGGAAUUAGGAAGUACAUUGUGGACAAGAAGCUUCCUCUGUCUCUCUGUGGAGCUGCAUACGAUGGUGUUGGGAUAAAUGAUGUAAUCCUCUCGGCAAGAUCAGCUGUGGAUGCUUUAAAAGCUAACGGUAUUUACUAAAAAUUUAUCAUUAUUUUACACGAAUUUUUAAUAAUUAAAAUAAAGCAAGAAAAGACAGUUUACGUAAAA